AUGUCCACCUACACCGUUGCCAGCGGAGACUCCAUGUGGGCAAUCGCUGUUGCUCACGGUAUCUCGCUUGACGCUCUGAUUGCCGCAAACUCGCAGGUAUCAGACCCCAGCCAGAUCGAAGUUGGCCAGGUUUUGAAUAUCCCCGGCAGAGAUGCUCCUGCCAAUUCCGCUCCCGCUGCCAAUGUUCCGCCCCAGAAGGAGGGUGGAGGAGCCCCCGCCGCCGCUCCACCGGCCCCUUCAGUACUUCCUUCUCUUCCGCCGCCGGUUGAACUGAACCUUAACAAUGAGGGAUUUAAAACGGUUGGGUAUUUCACCAAUUGGGGUAUAUAUGGACGUAACUAUCAACCUCUGGAUAUCCCCGGGAAUCAUCUCACACAUAUUUUGUAUUCCUUCGCAAACGUCAAACCAGAUUCCGGUGAAGUUUACCUAAGUGACACAUACUCCGAUCUGGAAAAGCACUACCCCGGCGACUCCUGGGACGAAUCAGGGGAGAACGUCUACGGUUGCGUUAAACAGCUUUACCUCCUGAAAAAGCAUUACAGACAUCUAAAAACCCUCCUCUCCAUCGGCGGCUGGACCUACAGCGCAAAUUUCCCCGCGCCCGCCUCCACACCCACGGGCCGACAAACUUUUGCCCGCACCGCCGUCAAACUCCUCGCAGAUCUCGGUUUCGACGGCAUCGAUAUCGACUGGGAAUACCCGCAGGACGACGCACAGGCACACAACUUCGUCCUUCUACUGCAAGAGACCAGACGAGCACUGGAUAGCUACGCAGCCCAGCACGCGCAGGGCAAACGGCUACUACUGACAGUUGCCGUCCCCUGCGGCCCGAGCAAUUACAAGAAGCUACGCAUGGCAGAUAUGGACGUGCAUCUCGACUUCUGGAACAUGAUGUGCUACGACUUUGCAGGCAGCUGGGAUAGCAAAGCGGGCCACAUGGCCAAUGUGUUUCCGUCAAAUAGCGUGCCGGAGUCGACCCCGUUCAAUGCCGAUGAGGCCGUCACCGCUUACAUCGCCGGCGGCGUGCAUCCGAAGAAACUCGUCUUCGGCUUGCCGCUGUAUGGCCGUGCGUUUGAAAAUACUGAUGGCCCCGGGAAGCCGUUCCAAGGGGUCGGGCAGGGAUCGUGGGAGAAUGGAGUGUGGGACUAUAAGGUCCUGCCGCAGCAGGGUAGUGUGGAGAUGAAUGACCACGAGCUAAUUGCUAGCUGGAGUUACGAUAAGACUGCCAGGAAGAUGAUUAGCUAUGAUACACCAACGAUUGCGGCGGCGAAAGUGGAUCACAUUCGCCGAAGGGGGAUGGGGGGUGGGAUGUGGUGGGAGCUUAGCGGUGAUGCUCCAAUAGGGAGCGAACGGAGUCUGAUUGCGAAGACAGUCAAAGGGUUUGGAGGAGUCGGGAAUCUGGAUCACAGUAUGAAUUUAUUGGCGUAUCCGGUUAGUCGAUAUGAGAAUAUGAAGAGAGGGUUUCAGUAG
Messenger RNA from Histoplasma capsulatum G186AR, 1470 nucleotides. Its product is annotated as chitinase. Gene Ontology annotation, biological process: carbohydrate metabolic process; chitin catabolic process. The transcript has 4 exons. Gene Ontology annotation, cellular component: extracellular region. Gene Ontology annotation, molecular function: chitinase activity; chitin binding. The record is from RefSeq and is a predicted model, not a curated record. NCBI's taxonomy places the organism in Eukaryota, Fungi, Ascomycota, Eurotiomycetes, Onygenales, Ajellomycetaceae. The coding region runs from base 1 to 1470 and encodes 489 amino acids.